UCACGCUGCUUCGGUACGGUGUCUGUGUGUACUGUGCAGGAUUCGCGGUGCUGUUGCCGGUACUUUUUUGCUCCAAGGCAGCAUCCAUUCCAUUCAUUCGGUGGUCGGAUUUUGGGUAGCCAGUAGCCGGAUUAUUGUUGCCAGGCUUUCGAAGGGGCGGAUGGGUUCCGGGUUUGUGGCGGAGGACUCGACUUCCGGAUUGCGGUUCCGGAUGGCCUCCGAGGAAUACUUACUCUUUUAAACAUUUCUGCAGGCGUCUCGGUUUCGGCCCAGAAAUUGACGCGCUUCCAGUCGAGGGGAUGAUAAUUUAAUUAUUCAGAGAAGCGCGUAUGUGAUUCGAUUACGGAAUCGGAAUUCUCUUGCUCUUGGUGGAAUAGCCGGAAGGCUCUGUGUGGUGUUUUUUUCGGGUGUUUCUUACUGUUGGAUGCCAGCCAAAGGAUGUAAACAGGCGAUGAUGACGUGAAAAGAGCCAUAUCCGGCAAGUGUGGAUUACUGGGUAGGGAUGUGAAAAGUCGGUUUUCCUGACUCUCUUGGGAGGUCACCGAUACGGGUGCUUGACGACAAUAUUUGUGGAGAAUCGAAGAAGAAAAAAUAACGCCAUUCCGACUGUGUUCUUCUCUGAGCAGCGACCUUGGGUGAUGAAAUUUCCGCCGGGAAUAAUGGAAAGUAAAUUUUCGUCGCCGCGGCUUUCACAUUGGCUCAGCCCAGUAUUAUGCAAACAAGUGAAUUGGAGCGUGAAAUUGUGAACGACAUGGAGUGAGUUUUUAUCUCGACAAGUACGAAUCGUUCGCUGAGAAAGGUCAUCGUGAAUCUGACCUUCCAACGAAAUCAAAUCUCCUGCUCUUUGAAGUUUCACUUUCGCUGUUACGAUUACAUUUGUGGCCGCAUGAUAAGGACCGUGACCACAAGACCGAAAUAGAAAGUCAUUCAGCCAAUCACAAAACAAUCAAUUGGAAACAGGAAAAAAACACAGUGGGAUUCCAACGAUUGCGUGUCUACGAAAACCGGGAAGACCUUUCUUAGAUUUCCGCAGCCUGAAUGUAUGCAAUAGUUUCAAAAGAACAAAAGAACCGCCCAAAAACGUUCGACUCCAUUUUAGGACGACCCCCUGUAAGGUUUUUCUUUCCCAUCGAUCCGUAACAUCAUUCGGUCCGUCAUUUGACCGAACUCAAGCCCACGUGCGCCCUCAAAUAUUGCCGAAAUUCAAAAAACUUUCCACAAAGUUCAACGUAAGCAUUUGGCGCAUAACUUUCGGCUCUCGGAUUACGACAGAUUUUGUCGUCUUUUUUUUUGUUCGCUGCUGCUACUCGUGUUGUGUUCAUCCUCUCAACGGAAGCCAAUACAAUCCUCUUCUAAAUCGUGUGAAUGUUUCGGCUUCGAAGAUAACGGUUCAACAAACCUUAGAGGAAAAGCCUCUGUGUUUAGUAUACGUAUAUGUACGAAGCUGUGUGUCUAUCAAAAGUGGGAAGCUUUCGGUUUGUCGACAGGUCACCCGAGGAAAGAAAAAAAAGUUUCGUCCCAUAAGAGUUUAAAAGAAAAUACAACAAACAGAGCUAUUUCUAAUUUCCAGAUUGGAUGGAAGGAAAACAAAACUUCAGUCGGAAGAAGUGGAUUGCAAAUACCAUAUCGCCAGGAGCUGUUUAAGAAAUUUGCGAAUUUUCUUAGGAUUGUUUCGGGGUAAAUACAGCAGCAGCAGCAGAUUCGGGUGAGGAAAAUCCCUUGCUCCAUUAUACUGAGAGUAAAUAGCUGAAAUAAGAAAAGAAAAAGUGAAAACGAGUAGAGCUCACACGAGCGUCUCGAAACGAAAGUGGUGCUUCUUCUACAUUCUCAUACGAGUGCACGUUUUGAAACCAUUCAACAAUCCUUUCUCUGGUGCUCUGAAGAAGAAAAAAAAAGUUAAUUCAGACGGGUUUGGAAAAGUGUGCUGAGGGAAAACCGACAACACUGAACCAAUUGGUCUCUGCGGGAAGGGAGGAAAUUUCUGUCACCAGCUGGGUGAAUUCCCUUGCGACUUAACUUACAAAGGUAUCUAACGAGAACAACUCAGUAGAAGAUAAAUUUUAAUCACAAGAAUGAAUCUAUAAACUGCAACAGCAGAAAAUUAUGGCCCAGCAAAACUUCUCGGGGACAAAAGCCGAUUAAGGAUAACAGAUAUUUUCCAUUUAUCCGAUUCGGAACGGACGGAAGCAGCUCCAGGCGUUGAAAGAUAACGGUUCUGGGUUGGAGUGUGUGGAAGUGUGGGUGUGGACACUUCUUAAGUGAGUCGUAUUUCCCAGUUCGCACCCAGGAAAGGGCAUCCAGAACGAUACGAAUGGGCGCCUCAAUUUGGUACCCUCAAGUGAGUGGUCAUCGGGCAAAGGAAGGAAACUAUAACAGACUGUGUAGAUUGUCUGGCUGUUGAGGACAGCUAAUAAUCCCGUAAAUCCACCAACGACAAACCAGACCGAUCCGGGUCAACCGAAAACCGAGAGGAAAACCCAGAAACCGCUCCGACAUCCGGUCAUAUUUUCCGCAACGUCGCCGGUCUCUGGGUUGGGUUGAUUCCUUGCGUCCGUUUGGAGUCAUCGUCGAUGGCCAUCGGGCAGAGAUAUCAUUGACCGGGCGGUGCAAAAGCACGAAAACGAAUAACCGGAGAGUUUCGGGAGCACUCCCCGAGGGGUAAGAACCAGAUAAAGACGUGCCCAGACCCAAACAUCGCAAAGCCUGCCGGAUAAAGGGUUUUGCUCAUAAACCAAUCCGUCUCCCCCUGGUCCUUCAACAGGAACAAGGAAAGGGGCGAAAACGGGGAGUUCAGGGUAAAGGCGACAACGACCACGACUGUGGCCAAGAAAUUGACUAGCAACAUUCUCCCGGCAGCCGAGGGACUUGGCUGAACCAACGUUGGAGAAACGCCCGUCCUUGGCAUAUCAACAUUGGAAUCAUCAUCACCAUCAGCUGAGGUCAUGCUGGUCUGGAGCAACGGACCGAAGCGAAGACGGCGAAGGCGAAGGUUGGAGCAGCUUGGAGCUUCGACGAUAGGCCUUCCCGGUCUCGGGCAUCUGACGAAAUGGUGCACCACCCUGUUCAUCAUACUGGAAUCGACAAACGUUGGCGGCGGUCUGCUGAUAACGGCAUCGACCACGACAUUGCCCUCGUCGUCGUCUCGCUCCUCCUCAUCACUUUCAGCAGUGUCAUCAUCAUCGGUGGACCAAAACGACACCGGGAGUUUUUCUAUCACACCCACCUCCUCCACCCCCACAGCAGGGCAGGGCAACAUCAGCAGGAGCAAUGGCGGCGGAUUGGAGGAAACGUCGUCGUCGUCGUCGAUAAGCGGCAGUCGUCAGACUUCUGUCGCUCCAACCUGGGCAACCACCCUAGAGCCUGGGAGCUCCUUGAACCCCGAAAGCGUCAAGGCAGGUGGUACCAUGGCCAGUGCGGUGUCAUCAUCUCUCCUAGCUCAUCCGCUGCUUCCACACUUCGAAGCGCUGGUCCAACAACUGGAACCGCAACAUGGUGGCCUAGGCGGCAGCGAUGAUACCGAUAAUGGGCACCACCCUUCUUCCCCGACGGCGGCGUCGAUUCCAACCGGAGCGGAUGAUCCCCUCUUCCUGUUAGGCGGAUUUCGGUUUCCCGCCCAUCUGAACCCUCCCGAGGACCUUUUGUCCCCGCUAAUGGCAGCUCCUGCCUCCUCGUCGUCGCUUGGUGAAAGAACUAGCCCACUCGUCGUGGCGCCACAACAGCCCAAAUCCAGUCUAGUUAAUUUAAAUUUAGUAAGCAGUAGCAGUAGUUUAAGUGGAAGUAUUAGUGGUAGUAAAUUGAAAAGUGCUAGCUUAAGUGUAGGAAAUACUAGUGGGGGAGGGAAAACGGUGGGGCCAAAGAAGUCUCUAGGAAGCGGCAGUGCGGGUCCCUUGGAAUCGGAACCGGCAUCGGCGGUAAAUCGAAUCGAUUCGCCGGGUGCCGGUGGAGGGGAUUUCCGAGAAUUCGGGGAAGGAAACUUCAGCAAGAUGUACUUCGAGACGGAAAAUUUGACCACCAUUUCGGCCCAGGUCGGCUCCAUUACGGUGCUGCCCUGCGUGGUGCGGAAUAUCGGCGAGGGAGUGGUGUCCUGGAUCCGCCGGAAGGACUAUCAUCUUCUCACCAUCGGAGUGACAACCUACAGCAGUGAUGAGCGCUUCAACAUCAUCCGCUCCGAGGAUUCCGAGGAGUGGCCGCUUCAGAUCAAAUACGUACAGCUGCGGGAUGCCGGGCCUUACGAGUGCCAGGUUUCGACCCACCCACCCACAUCGAUAUUUGUCCAGCUGGAUGUUGUCGAAGCAAAAGCGGAAAUAUUCGGCCCUUCGGAGAAGUAUCUGAAGCCGGGUUCGACGUUGAGGCUGACAUGCCGCGUGGUCCAAAGCAACGAGCCGCCACUUUAUAUCUUCUGGUACCACAACAACCGCAUGAUCAAUUAUGACGUCCACCGGGGAGUUAAUGUGUCCACCGAGUCCGACAACCGAUUCUCGGAGUUGGUGAUUACUCACACUAAUACGCUAAAUUCCGGAAACUAUUCGUGCGUUUCCAACAAUGCAGUCGCCGCCUCGACGCUGGUGCACAUCCUCAAUGGUGAAAAUCCAGCCGCCAUGCAGCACGGCGAUCAUGGCCGGGGGGUUCUUCUGGAACCGGUCCACAUCCAGCUGCUGUUGACAGCUUUAACAUAUCAGGUCAUCAAUUCGUUGUUAUGUGCUCAUUAAAAGGAAGCGAACGAUGGGCGAUGAACGAUGGCAACUGACCAGCUGGAAGACGCGAGUCAGCCGAUGUGGAAUCCCGGAAACGGUUCAUCUUUUCCAGGAUUUCGAUUCCUCCCAACAGAUGGGGCAGAAAAUGGACCGGUCAAGAGUACCAAUUUUGUGAGCGAUCAAUGACGAAUGUGUGUGUACAUAUUUUUGUUUACACGUGGAAGUGAUUGCAUGAAUCCGUGAGAUUGUGUGUGUGGUUGGGUGAAUGUGUUUGUAUAGCAUAGUGAAAAAUCCUGAGUACACAAAAUUAAAACAAUAUCAAUGUCACAAAGCAUAAAGCGAAAAAUUCUGUGUCGAAGUUAUCGGGAAAUGGGAACGAUACUUUUCAAUAUCCGGUUCAAUUGGAUUCGAUAGGAGAUAUCGAGACCCAUGAAUGCUCACAGAAAUUCAGAAAUGCAAAAACAUCAACUCACCUACAGACAAACAGACAGGAAACAUUUCCUGUUUUUGGUGGGCACUGGCUGGUUGAUAAGUAGAGAUAAUGUGUUUAUAUAUUUCCGCUCCCAUCAACCCGAAUUUAACGAUCUUCCGAACGGGUGAGCAUGAAAAUAAAAUUAUCGAAUAAAACAGUGCUUUUUUAUGGCACACGCGGAAGUCGAGGCAGAACGCUGGACAGGCAAGCAGGAAGGAGCAUUAACUACUAGUAAAAUCAAAAGCUGUUGACUGUGCUGUCGAAUGCCGUUAAGUGAUGAAAUGGGUGAAUAAAUGCCUGCUAGUUUAUUCGGGGCUUCCGGGCUUUAACUCGUCCGUUGCAAAGCAAAACAAGAUUACACUUAAUCGGAGUGAGAAACUCACUAGGUUUUAUUGCACCAAUAUUUGAUCAUUACUUUUAAUCGUCCGACAGUUUAAAAAGAUUUUACAAUCAUUAUCCACUUGCUUUUACGAUCGGUUUCUCGCUAUAAUUUUUCGUUGUAAAAGAUGCAGUUUCACUGAACAAAUAUUGAAUGGAAUUUCGUAAAUAGGUUCCAUAUAAGAAAAUAUAACUUGGACAUUUACAUUUGGUUGCUUCAUGAACGGGCAGGAUUUUUUGAAAAGAGGUAUCUGAAAACCCGAGAUGAGCAAUACCUUGAUUUUAUCUGAACAAUUGCAUUUUAAAUAGAUUAUUUUUUAUUUUGGGUCUUGUUUUAUGCAUCUAUUUAUACAACCCAGGCUUUUUCAUUUCCAUUAGAGUUUUCUUGUGCUUUUCAAUUAAUGAUGAAAACUAAACAUCUUCUAUUCAAACUUGAAAUGUAAUUUUAACUUUAUGAAACUUUUAUUAAUAUAGUUUUACACAUCUGAACUCAAAUGAAAAGAAAAAGUACAAUGAAAUAAGGUAGAAAAAAUUAAUAAAACAUCCUCACCAGAUUCGUUGUUCCAAUAUCGAUGGUGCAAUGAUGUGCCAGAGUCAGCACUUUACCCCAUAUUGUAUCGCGUUGCCAGGACCCGGCAACGUUACACGUUUUGUCUAUGUAUCGUGUGACCAACAUCUUUUAAAUAUGUGCUCGUGAAUCUCGUUUGUAAGCUUUUUUUUUCCUCAGAUUUAGGCUUUUUUUGCCUUGAGAGCAUAGGAGAUGAAAGCUCAAAUCUGAAGAAAAAAACUUAAAUCUGUCAAAAAAGGAGAAAUCUGAGAGAUGUGCUCCACACGGUUUGUAUAACAUUGCCGGGAUGUGGCCAUCAAACGAAUGCGACCAAACACUUGUGGAUCAAUCGACUACCAUCAGACGAACACAUCCUGGCAAUUUUAUUCAAGCCCUAUGGACCACAUCUCUCAGAUUUCCCUUUUUUUGACAGAUUUAAGCUUUUUUCCUCAGAUUUGAGCUAUCAUCUCCUAUGCUCUGAAGGCGAAAAAAAGCUUAAAUCUAAGGAAAAAAGCUUAAAAACGAGAUUCACGAGUACACAUUUGAAAGAUGUUGGUCACACGAUACAUAGACAAAACGUGUAACAUUGCCGGGUCCUGCAGACGAAACGACAUGCAUUCUUCUUUGUGUGAUUGUCGAACGAAAUUUCGUGUCUUGGUCAGGAGGCGGCAACGAUACAGGAUUUGUCCAUGAAUCGUGUGACCAACAUCUUUUAAAUAUGUGCUCGUGAAUCUCGUUUUAAGCUUUUUUUCCUUAGAUUUAAGCUUUUUUUUGUUUUGAGAGCAUAGGAGAUGAAGGCUCAAAUUUGAGGAAAAAAGCUUAAAUUUGUCAAAAAAAAAGGGGGAAAAAAGGGGAAAUCAGAGAGAUGUGCUCCAUACGGUUUGAAUAAAAUUGCCGGGAUGUGUUCAUAAAAGCGCUCAAGACGCCAAAGCAAAUAAAUGAUUUUUUUCGAAAUGAAAUAACCCUGACCAUGAUAACGGCAUACAAUAUUUCCACGUUUCAAAACAUUACCCAAAAACUUUCUGUGCAGAGAUCAGAUCUAAACCAGGAGCUCAAGGAGGAAAGUGAAGAGGACUCGUGUGGUCCAAAAGCUGGAUCCGGCAAGACCGGCAAGAUGAUCCUUGCGGCGUUUAUCUCAUGAAAAUCACAGGAACGGAUAACUUAUCCUCAACUGUGCGUGAGUUAUGCAACGAACAGAAUCGAGUCAAAGAACUAGAACCGGAGAAACAUGUAAGUUUAGCACAACAACAAAAAUAAGAAGUGUUAGGAGUAGCGACGAAAAGCGUUGCCCGAGGAAAUUUUGAACCGCAGGAAAAGGUUGAACCGUCUUUUGAAACAGUGUUUAUAGGAAACAGGAAGCCAAGAAGCUAACGAUUCGGCGGAAGAAUCGGAUCUGAUCAGUUUGGAGCAAGCAUUGAUGCAAAGUUUAUUGGAGCGUAAGCAACGGAGAGAGCUGGAUACACAAACUCGCAAUUUUAGUAGUGGACCUACGAAGAAGCAGCUAGUUGCCCGUCAAGCUAGUUCAAAACAUCUCCUCACAUUCCGAGGGGGGUCGGAAAUCUGGCCCCAAUUUAUCAGUUUUUUUUAAUAUACUACAGCAGCUUGUGAGUUUACAAAUGUGGACAACUUGAAGAUACUUCAAGAUAGUCUGCAAGGUUUGGCGAAAGAAGCAGUUCAAAGCAGGUUGCUCAUGUCUGCGUCGGUACCGGAAGUGAUUAAGGAUCUGCGACAACUCUUUGGGAAUCCGGAGGAGCUGUUAAAGUCGCUUGUGACCAAGGUGCGGAAGGUGUCAGCAAGACGAGUAGACAAACUGGAAAGUUUUCUAUAUUUUGGAAUCCCUGUCAAACAGUUGUGUGACCAUUUGGUGGCGGCCAAGCUGCAGGACCAUCUAAGCAAUCCCAUGCUUAUGUCGGAACUAGUGAACAAGCUGCCGUCCGAGUAUCAGCUGGAAUGGACUCGCUUCAAGAGAGACAAAACUGGUCUUCCUCUUUGUAUUUCAAGAAUUAACAGAUCAAAAGAUACUGCCAUAAGGUCACGAAAUAAGAACUGUUGAAUACCAAUCCCACGUAUGAUAUUUUCCGCUAAAUGUAGUACUGAAUCCGGAGAAACCACAUAAAGUGCGCCUGGUGUUUGAUGCUAAAGCAUAUGGUAUUUCCCUUGAUUCCAUCCUCCUCAAAGGCUCCGAUCUGCUGGAAUCACUUCCGGCAGUCAUUCGCAAGUUUCGAGAUCGACGCGUAGCCGAGGGAGGUGACAUUAAAGAGAUGUACCAUCAGCUCAGGGUUAGAGAUGCAGACCAGCAAGCGCAAAGGUUUCUUUUUCGAUUCCCGCCAGACGAUCAUCCUACCGUUUUUGUCAUUGAUGCGGCCACUUUUGGCGCUGCCAGUUCUCCAUGCUCGGCGCAAUACGUAAAGAAUUGCACCAGUUUUCCACUCGUAAUCCAGCAGCAGCACCAUAGUACUUUGAAAUAGAUAAGGUAGGCUAUUCCGCCCUCUUCAACUGUGUUGUUGUAAGGCUCCAAAAAAUAGUUAUGAGAAUUGUUAGCAAAUGUAUGGAAUUCAUUUAAAAAUCUUAUUUUUUAAAGAAUUGAUAAGCAAUAAAAUUAUGAAAAUAAAUAUGAGCUUAUGCUUUUUAAUACCAUCAACUAUGUUUGGCUCUUUGAAUUAGUAAACAGUUUUAUUUGGUAGGUUUUAUGGCGAGUGGAAAACAAAAAUUUUAUUAAUAUUUGUAAUGUGAUAGUCAGUUCUUGUGAAGAUUUCCGAAGUAAUUACACAAAACGACUAAAAUUCAUCGAAUCAUCGAAUGCAGGAUUUUUUUCGUUAAUUUUAUCAUACAUUCGGGGACGACGACGAAAUUCUCUUUUUAGUGUUCACAAUUUACGUACAAUACUAGGAAAUUUAAUGCACCGUUUACCGUUUCUUAUUACCUCUGAGAAUCAAUCUUUGAUUUCAAGCACAUUCCAGAAGAAACAAAUGACUGAUAAAGACAAAAUCAAUUCCAUAGAAUCCAGUAAUAUUUCAUAACUAUAUUUUUGUUUGUAGUAGGAAUGCCGUGUACAUACACACACGGAGAUUCCAAAUGAGGCCUACUUGUUAUAUUUCAAAGUAGAUACUAUGCAGCAGCACAAGCCAUCGUUCACCGCCAUUAUGUCGAUGACUACUACAACAGCUUCAACACCGAAGGGGAGACCAUCGAGCGAACCAGAGAGGUACGUUGGAUCCACUCAAAAGGUGAGUGGACGUCUAGUUCUACAGCUGUUCUUCGAAGUUUGGAAGUGGAUGGUGGCUCCAGAGAGUCAAUCCAUUUGAACCAAUACAAGGUGACGGAUUACGAACGGGCUCUCGGCAUUAUGUGGGACACACAGAACGACGUGUUUUCUUUUGCGGUACCUACAAAAGCAGCGCCUUCAGAGUCAGAAACACCGGAGAAACGUGAAGUCGUAAGCACGGUCUUUUCUUUGUUUGAUCCGAUAGGACUGUUGGCUUCUUUUACGGUGCUAGAAAACACUCUUAUGCAGGACCUGUGUCGAGCGGAACUCAGAGCUACCUUUACAAAAGCGGUUGCCGUUGGAGAAAUCGAGUCCUCUCUUUAAGCUAGUUCCUUUGAUCGAUGCAGAUGGUGUGUUUAGGAUGGAACGGCGUCCCUAAAACAAAACGAAGUUCCUCCCUUUCGAACUUCGAUUAUUGAUUGUUUUACCAAGAACUCAAUGUGUCACAUAUCUUUUGGUUCAACAAUACCACGAGAGGUUUGGACACGGUUAUUGAAAAACGGUGAAGAACAAAAUCAAACAACGUUUCGUGGUUAGCGAUCUCACCAAUUUGAUGGUGUAAGGUCCUACAAUGUCUGUCAAAGAAUCUCAAAAUUAAGCCCUUUCAAACGGCCAUCGUUGGUCUUGAUUAUAUAGGUCCAGUGGAAGUCGUCGUUAUUUACCGCAGAGAAAAUUGCUGGAUCGUGAUGUUCACCUGUAUGGUAUUAAGGGCGGUACAUUUAGAAAUUGCCCACAGUCUAACUGCGCAAUCAUGCAUAAUGGCGAUCCGCCGUUUCAUCAGCCGCUGAGUUCCCGUUUCUGAAUACUUCUUGGACAACGGAACGAACUUGCGAGGGGAGAGUAAGGAGAUAAUCCAACUAGUUCUGGAAAUUGAUAAUGUUUGUGCCGGCUAAUUUACGACUGCUAUCACGAGCUGGCACUUCCCUUACUCUUGUAUCUACGGAUCCAGUGAUAGAUGCACUUUAUCCCAAUGUCUUCCUGCGUGGUUCAGAUCUCAACGAGCCACAUGAAGUCAUUGAACCUACCAACCCUGCGGAGGCACUUUGGGAUGCUUACAAGAGAUCGCAGCAGCUGGCCGAUGACUUAUGGAAACGGUGGAUAAAAGAGUACGUGCCGACAGUCAACCAGCAAUCCAAGUGGUUCUUCAAAGCAGAUCCUCUUAAGCAAAGUGUACGUUGAAGACGGAAAUCGACGCAAGGCCUGGGUUUGAGGAAUUAUCGAAUAACCUAUCUUCUCUAGUGACUCACGGGUACGUCAAGCUUUGGAGCGUACAACUAGGGGUGUUUUUCGAUGUUGGACGGAAAAUCUGGCUGUGCUUGAGUGUGCUGGAGCUGCUGACGAAGUCCAAAUGGUGGGUUCAGAGUGUGUCGCUCAUCAUACAACUAUUAACAUCGAUGGUAAAGCUGAUCCGGUGGCUCCAGAGAGUGGAUCCGGAUCAGGUUUACGGGUUAGGGACUGUCGAGCGUUUAAUUACAGUGCGACUCGGCAGUCCCUGUCAAAAUGGGAAAAUUGGAGUUCUGUCGUCAUAAACGGUAACAACAGAAGUAAAAAGAGAAGAAGAAAUAGCUUAUCUUUAAAGUGGGGUGUAGGAGUGAAGGUAUAAUUACAUGCGGCUACAAAAAAUUAUAAAAAAAUCCCUACAUAGUUAAGCUUAGUUUGUGAUCAAGUUCGAAAAAUUAUUUGGAUUCGAAUAAUACAGACAUCACAGCCAAGGUAGUCGAAAUCACAAAAUCUGUAAUUUCAAAUUUAAUUUGAUCUUAAUUUAAUUUAUUAUUUUUUAUUUUAAUUUCAAAGAAUUUCGAAUAAAUUUUCAUCACAGAAUCCAUGUCGCAGAACACAGAAUUUUGAAAUAUUUCACAGAAUUUUUUAAUUUUAGAAUGGAUUUCCAAAAUUAUAUUUUUUUGGUAAAAAAAAAUUCAAUUUCUUUCUUUGAAUUAGAAAUGUAUGAUAAGAUUAUUGAUGUUAAUUGACUUUCCCCAUCUCAAAUGUAAUAAAAAACAUCAUAAGUCAUGAUUUCUUUUUAUGAAAUUAAAGGAAAUAGCAUCACAGAAUUUUUGGGUAAAGUCACAGAAAUUCAAAUUUUUUUUUCAAUAGCACAGAAUUUUUUUUCGGCAACCUUGAUCACAACACUUGUAUAACCUACAAAAUUGGUUCAAGUGAUACAGUCGUCUCAAAAUUAUUGAUAAGGCUCUCGUCAAAACUUCAUCGAUUGAAUGGAAUUGCAUUGAUGAAAUUCUUCGAACAUCUUAAUUGAAUUCCCCCCAAACUGCUAGCAAGAGGAAGGUUUAUUAACCACAAAUUAAAAUCUCUAACCAGCAUAUACUUUGCUAGUCCGAGGAAAACCAAAUAAUUUUACCAUAUCAAUUCUCUGGGCCCUCACAGUAUUCACCUCAAAUUUUUUCCUUCAAACUUUACCAUUUGGUAGGGUUUCUAGCCUUUGUCCUAGACUGGAUUAAAAAUUUAUCUCAAAAUACAACAAAAACUACACCAAAACUAUAAAUUUAUUAAGAAAAAAAGUUGAACUGUCAUAUAAAUUGACCUGCUGCUUCCUAACGCUUUGUUUUAAUCAGGAAGAUGUUGAUUUCAAACAAUUGACAUCCUACUGAUUUCUUUAUAAAAUAUCGUUAUUGCAAAUGCAAAUCAAUGAUUAUGUUACUAAUUUGGGAAUGAAAAACUUAAAGAAAUACAUAGUUCAUUGAUGGAUUUAAGAAAAUAUUUAAAAUAAAAAAUAACUAAGCUAUUAACGAUCGUUUAUUUAUGAUUAAACCAAAUUUAAUUUGAUUUUUAAAAAUUCGACAGCUACAGUCAACAUCAUAAUAGUGUAAUUGUUAGAUGAAUGUUAAAAAACAGAUGUAUAGAUGAAAAUGAAUAAAACAAAACUAAAAUGGUUCAAAAUGAAAAACUAAAAAAAAAGAGAAUCGACAAAGUUGAAAUCUAGGCUACAUACACAGUUCGUUAAUUCUCGACCGAAAGCAGAGUGAAAGUUGCAACAACCAAAAAACUAAAAUGAAUAAAAAAAACCAUUUGUUGACCAUGACCAUGUGGGAAAAAUUGCUGUAAUGAAAGUUGUUCAAGUUAGUGUAAAUUUGUAAAUACGCGGAUGAAUGUAACACAGAAACAGAAAAAAAACAGAUCCUACUUACAACAGAAAAAAAAACGCAUACACACAGAAAUAACAGGUGUCUCUCCUUGUGCAAAUGUUGAUACUCUUUCUCUUUUCCCGUCAUACUUAAAAUACUUGAUAAACCCAUCAACACACACGCACACAUACAUACACGCGAAAAAUAGUCAUCAGGGGAAAUGGACAAAACAUUUAAAAUAGAAAAUUCAUCAGCAAAAAAAAAAAAUCCGUGAACCAAAACCGCGUGGAACAGAAAGUUCAAUGUCGCGGCGCAAAAAUUGUUCCCAGAUCCUGGAGAAAAGCGUUAUAAAUGGCGCGUUGAUAAAAUAAAACCAAAAUAAGUACCUACUCUAACAAAAUUGAGCGCAAGCAUGGGUAACAAAUAAUACGAACAAACAAAAAAAUAACCAUCACACUCACAAACACAUGAACAAAAUAAAAAGGUGAAAUCGAUUUAAUAAAAAUAAAAUGAUAUAUUUGGAUUAAUAAAA
Uranotaenia lowii is the source of this 12968-nucleotide messenger RNA. RefSeq names its product serine-rich adhesin for platelets-like. Gene Ontology annotation, cellular component: neuron projection membrane. The transcript has 8 exons. Gene Ontology annotation, biological process: synapse organization. Bases 2943 to 4709 code for a protein of 588 amino acids. The record is from RefSeq and is a predicted model, not a curated record. NCBI's taxonomy places the organism in Eukaryota, Metazoa, Arthropoda, Insecta, Diptera, Culicidae.